Molecule: messenger RNA, 2048 nt
Organism: Protobothrops mucrosquamatus (brown spotted pit viper)
Lineage: Eukaryota; Metazoa; Chordata; Lepidosauria; Squamata; Viperidae
Gene: FERRY3
Product: chromosome unknown C12orf4 homolog
Exons: 1
Biological process (GO): regulation of mast cell degranulation
Cellular component (GO): cytoplasm
Source: RefSeq, a predicted model, not a curated record
AGCCGCAGGAUGGAGAGAGAAUUUGUGUAUGAAUUCAACGCUGGGAGCCAGCGUUUUGCGCUUACCGUGCCGCUGACGUUCCCCGCCCAAGAAAACGUUAGUCAUUUGCCUAGGCGUCUGAUGCUUCUUCAUAAUUUGCCUUGCUUCGUAGAAAAUGGCUUAAGGGAGUCUCUUGCUAAAUUCGUAGAGGAGGAAUCUGUAGAAGAUUUUGACAGAGAAGCGGAAGCGGCUCUGGAAGCUGUAAGAUCUGGCAAAAUGGAUUUACACCAGCUGGCGAAGGCUUGGGCCCAAGCUUACACUGAGGCAACAUCAGAGUAUGCCAGACCAGAAGACCCCAGCUGGGAUGAAGAUUUUGCAGAUGUUUAUCAUGACUUGAUCCACUCCCCUGCCUCUGAAACGCUGUUAAACUUGGAACAUAAUUAUUUUGUUAGCAUCUCUGAAUUAAUAAGUGAAAGGGACGUGGAGCUUAAAAAACUGCGAGAAAGACAAAGGGCAGAAAUGGAUAAGGUGAUGCAAGAACUGGGGAAAUCAUUAACAGAUCACGAUGUAAACAAGUUGGCAGCUCAGCACUUCGAAUCCCAGCAGCUUCUGGAGAACAAGUGGAACAAUGAAUUGAAACAAACCACUGCAAUCCAAAAACAAGAGUAUCAAGAAUGGGUUGUAAAACUUCACCAGGAUCUGAAAAAUCCCAACAGUACUAUUGGUGAUGAGAUCAAAGUUACUCCUAAUCAGUGGAGAGAAUCCGAAGAAGGAACUGGAAGACUCUUUGAGGACCAGAGGCAAUUGGAAGAAAGUUUCACUAUCCAUUUGGGAGCACAGCUGAAAACCAUGCAUAAUCUGCGACUACUGAGGGCAGAUAUGCUAGAUUUCUGCAAGCACAAGCGCAGUCACCGCAGCGGAGUCAAACUCCACCGUCUUCAGACUGCACUAUCACUUUAUUCAACUUCCCUUUGUGGUCUAGUCUUGCUUGUGGAUAAUCGCAUCAGUUCGUAUAGUGGGAUCAAAAGAGAUUUUGCAACAGUUUGCCAGGAGUGUACAGAUUUCCAUUUUCCUGAAGUUCAGGAGCAGCUUGAAGUUGUUCAGCAAGUUGUCCUUUAUGCUCGAGCACAACACAGUAGUAAGGCCAAAAGACUAAACGAAGCAGGAAACAGAAAUAGUGGCAGUGAAGAUAAAUCUAAGAAUGGGGAACAGAAUCAAUUAAAUAUUUUUCCAGGAGAAUUUUAUAUCACCCGACAUUCAAAUCUCUCUGAAAUUCAUGUGACUUUUCAUCUUUGUGUGGAUGACAAUGUGAGGUCCGGUAAUAUUACAGCCCGGGAUCCUGCAAUCAUGGGCCUCCGAAAUAUCCUUAAAGUGUGCUGCACCCAUGACAUCACCACAAUUAGUAUUCCUCUUCUGCUGAUACAUGAUAUGUCUGAAGAAAUGACAAUAUCUUGGUGUCUGAAAAGAGCAGAACUUGUAUUUAAGUGUGUCAAAGGAUUUAUGAUGGAAAUGGCUUCCUGGGAUGGUGGGAUUUCUCGAACUGUUCAAUUCUUGGUACCACAAAGUAUUUCUGAAGAAAUGUUUUACCAACUGAGUAACAUGUUGCCACAGAUUUUCCGUGUGUCAUCUACGCUAACUCUGACAUCCAAACACUGAACUCCCUCCAAAGUUCUGCAAAGGAUUAAUAAGAUGAUACUGGAUUUUAAUACCUGAAACAUUCUGAUAACUUGAACAUGAUUGAGGAAAUUCCUAAUAGAAGCAUCUACAAUAUUAAAAAAAAUCACUGUACUUUCGUGCCUACACAAAGGGAAAUGGGUAAUGGGUUAUUUUUUUUCUUUAUUUUUUUGCCAUUUUGCAUUCCAGGCCCACCCACUGUUAAAUGCUAUUCUAAGGUCCUUCCAACUCUUAGAUAACAAGAACUGUAGUAGAAAGGUGGGAAGCUAAAAAUGUCUGUGUAUAACUGGAAAGUAGCUGUAUGUUGAAAAUAUAAUUAUCAAAGGAAAAAACUGUUGCUUUUUUUCUAGAUAUGGAUGCAUGCACAUAGAAGUUUUCUUACCUGUUUUGUUUUG